AGGUACUUGAAGGACGGCUGUGUUGUGAUCUCCUCUGAGGAUCUCAUGGAUGCUGCUAUGCCCUGCUAUGUCAUGAAUAGAUAUGACUUGGUUGCCUAUGCAAAUCGCGAUUCUGUUCCCUUUCCAGAUUUCUAUAACAUCCCAGAAGCGCGAACCGUCGCUCGCGGUUCACUUCGCUACAAGCGCAAUCCAGCUUUCGUGGUAGCCCUAGGGGCUCAAUCUAGGAUGGCUGCAGUAAGACAAGAAAGAGCAGUUGCAUGAUGGUAUGACCUGGGGGGGAGAUCCGGCGGAAGGCUGUUGGGGGCCGAACUAGGUCUCUCGUAUCCAAGAUCAAACAGACCGUCCACUUCUCAAAUGUUGAGGAGAGCGAGCGCGUGGUUUCUGGCAUGAGAUGAAUGUGUUAUCCUCCGACAAGGCCGAAAUCGUUGACUCCAACAUCCUAGACACCCCGUGUGCACGGCUGGAAAAGCUCAUGAGCGUUGGUCCUGGCGAGCGUGAUAUGGUCUUGCUGCAGCAUAAGUUCGUCGUUAAUUGGCCUUAUGGAACAAAAGUAACUCCCCAUUUGAAGGUCUCUAUUGUCGUCUUUUGGAGAAUCA
Messenger RNA from Aaosphaeria arxii CBS 175.79, 596 nucleotides. RefSeq lists its product as uncharacterized. NCBI's taxonomy places the organism in Eukaryota, Fungi, Ascomycota, Dothideomycetes, Pleosporales. The transcript is spliced from 2 exons. The record is from RefSeq and is a predicted model, not a curated record. The coding region runs from base 46 to 261 and encodes 71 amino acids.